UUUGCAUAUUCGCGACCACCCCUUCGUGUAACAGCCUCGCUUCCAUCAAUUACGAUGCUGAUAUUGCUCAUAUAAAGCAGCGGAUGGCGCUAUAUCAUUGUGGCCCAAACACUUUACUCAGGAUAACACAUUCACCUUGAAGUUCACCUCACACCCCGGCCCCUUCUUAAACAGCAUGAUUAUAAUCUCAAAUCAUCCAAGUUGGUGGCCGUCCGUCGAAUCGUAUCGCAUUUCCAGCUAUAUUAUAGUUGCUUCCUCGGUUAGGGUGAUAUAUGAUUGGGCGCUGACUUUUGGACGAGAGAUCGAACUGGUCUGGAGGCAAUGCUGCUCCCUUAUGACCAUCCUGUAUCUGAGUGUGCGCUACGCUGGAAUAUCGUACGCUGUCAUCCAGAUUCUGGCCAAUGUUCCGACAACUUUUGGGACAGGCGAAGUGAGUCGGAUUAUGUCCAUUCUAACAAUUUGGAUUAAUUUGAUCGUACAUGCAAAACUGAGUGUCAUCAUGAUGGCUCGGUUAUAUGCCAUGUAUCAGGGAUCCAGAAAGGUGCUGAUAAUUCUCAUUACCAUCCUCCUGGCUGUCUACAUCACCGGCGGACUGGUUACCGCGAUGAGCGAAAGCAACAGUUCAUGGGAAGAGCUCACACUCUUUGGCACCUUCGUUGCACUGUGUUUUGCACUCUGUGUUACUGUAAAGCACUUUCGUGAAUUGCGACGAUACUCGGCAGGAGGCAUGGGGCUUUUUUGCUGUGUUAAUGAAAACUCACAUUGUUUACUUUGCGUGCUUUGUCGUUGACUCGUUGUGUCUUGCUCCCAAUUCUGUCAGAUGUUCCCCAAGGCCGUAGUGGACUCAUCCCCCUUGGAAUAUCUGAUUU
This is a messenger RNA of Suillus bovinus, 869 nucleotides long. RefSeq lists its product as uncharacterized. Lineage: Eukaryota; Fungi; Basidiomycota; Agaricomycetes; Boletales; Suillaceae. The record is from RefSeq and is a predicted model, not a curated record. The transcript is spliced from 15 exons. Bases 176 to 790 code for a protein of 204 amino acids.